AUGGCGCCGUCCGACCAACUGGCCACUACUACCGUUCCAGGCCGUCCGAAGCCACCCUCAGCUACCCAAGACGGACACAAGGUCACCACAGAAGCAGAAAAAGCACCACGAGCGGUAGUAACGACGAAUACAACCACAGGAGCAGGGAAAUGGGAGGCGGAUAAGUCAUCACCAUUGGAGUUUCGCGGCUUCGAUUUCUUCGCUAAUCGCGACUUUAACGAGCUGAAGAAUGCGUCGCGGGCCUAUUUUGCGCCUUCUGCCAAUUCCGAAAGGCGUCAACGCCUACCGUCCACGUGGUUAGGCGAUGCGACACCCCCUAGCAGCCCGCGACCCUCCGACGAAGGGCCCUCUGCUGGAGGAGAUAGACUUCCUUCCCCGCUCAGUGGAAAGACGCCUUCAGGAGAGAAGAAAAUAAUAGGGUUGAAGAAAACCCAAUUCUGGUGGCUGGUGGCAUUAAUAUCGCUCUUAUUAGUUGUUGCAAUCGGGGUCGGGGUUGGUGUUGGGGUCGGUAGAGGAGUAUCGCAAAGUUCUAAUGAGGCUGCUGUUGCUGGCGUCAGUGUAGGUGCCGCUUCAUCGUCAAGCCUAUCUUCAAGCUCAAUCACUUCUACAACUACUGGUAUCUCGACGACGUCCACCUCUAGCCCCUCGAAGACCAGUACCUCAUCGAGUUCCACCCCUACCGGUAAUGCCGAGGGAAAAAUUGACUGCCCGGCCGCUAACGGGACUACAUACCAAGUUCCUGGUUCCGAUAAGCGAUUCUUACGAAUCUGCGGUAUAGAUUAUAGCGACAACGAAUCAACAAAUCUGCGCCAGGUCCCUACGGAGAGUAUAUUGGACUGCAUGAAAAACUGUGCCGGGACUGCUGGGUGCACGGGUUGCGGUUGGGGCUAUAUUGAGGGCGAUACGGGGACCCAGCACACCUGUUGGCUGAAGGGCGGUUUAAAGAAGCCUCACGAUACUGACAUCAAUUGGGCCUUUGCUAAACUUCUAUAA
This is a messenger RNA of Daldinia childiae, 993 nucleotides long. RefSeq lists its product as uncharacterized. Bases 1 to 993 code for a protein of 330 amino acids. The record is from RefSeq and is a predicted model, not a curated record. Lineage: Eukaryota; Fungi; Ascomycota; Sordariomycetes; Xylariales; Hypoxylaceae. The transcript is spliced from 2 exons.